Messenger RNA from Acanthopagrus latus (yellowfin seabream), 3561 nucleotides. It is a transcript of the gene impdh1a, whose product is annotated as IMP (inosine 5'-monophosphate) dehydrogenase 1a. The record is from RefSeq and is a predicted model, not a curated record. Gene Ontology annotation, biological process: GTP biosynthetic process. Gene Ontology annotation, cellular component: cytoplasm. Lineage: Eukaryota; Metazoa; Chordata; Actinopteri; Spariformes; Sparidae. Gene Ontology annotation, molecular function: IMP dehydrogenase activity. Bases 2 to 1606 code for a protein of 534 amino acids. The transcript has 14 exons.
CAUGGCCGACUAUCUGAUCAGUGGAGGCACAGGUUAUGUUCCUGAAGAUGGGUUAACGGCACAGCAGCUCUUUUCAAUUGGCGAUGGACUGACAUACAACAAGACGUACUCAUGUUCCUCUAUCUCUGACCAAACGUCUCUGUUCUGUUCUUCUCCUCUCAGUGACUUUUUGAUCCUCCCUGGUUUCAUAGACUUUACUUCUGAUGAGGUGGAUCUAACCUCUGCACUAACAAGGAAGAUAACCCUGAAGACACCUCUUAUUUCAUCUCCCAUGGAUACAGUCACAGAAUCGUCCAUGGCCAUCGCAAUGGCAUUGAUGGGUGGGAUCGGAAUAAUUCAUCAUAACUGUACAGCUGAGUUCCAGGCCAACGAGGUGCGCAAAGUCAAGAAAUUUGAGCAGGGCUUCAUCACAGACCCGGUGGUAAUGAGUCCACGGCACACAGUGGGGGACGUGUUAGAGGCGAAGAUACGCCAUGGUUUCUCUGGCAUCCCUGUUACAGAGACCGGCAAGAUGGACAGCAAGCUGGUGGGCAUAGUCACCUCCAGAGACAUAGACUUCCUGUCUGAGAAGGACCAUGACAGACCGCUGGAGGAGGCAAUGACCAAAAGGGAAGAUUUGGUCGUCGCACCCGCUGGGGUCACACUAAAAGAAGCAAAUGAUAUUCUACAACGUAGCAAAAAAGGCAAGCUCCCCAUAGUGAACGACAGUGACGAGCUGGUCGCCAUCAUCGCGAGGACUGACCUGAAGAAGAACAGAGACUAUCCUCUGGCCUCCAAGGACUCCCGCAAACAGCUGCUGUGCGGAGCUGCUAUUGGUACGAGGGAGGACGACAAAUACAGACUGGACCUCCUCAUGCAGGCCGGGGUGGACGUGGUCGUCCUGGAUUCCUCUCAGGGAAAUUCAGUGUAUCAAAUCAACAUGAUACACUACAUCAAACAGAAAUACCCUGAACUACAGGUAGUUGGAGGAAAUGUGGUGACAGCUGCUCAGGCUAAAAACCUCAUAGACGCUGGCGUGGAUGCCCUGAGGGUUGGUAUGGGCUGCGGCUCCAUCUGUAUCACCCAGGAAGUGAUGGCAUGUGGACGGCCCCAAGGUACAUCGGUGUACAAGGUUGCAGAGUAUGCCCGACGUUUUGGAGUGCCUGUAAUCGCUGACGGAGGCAUUCAGACUGUUGGACAUGUGGUGAAGGCUCUGGCCCUGGGGGCAUCUACGGUGAUGAUGGGGUCGUUGCUAGCAGCAACCACUGAGGCUCCAGGGGAAUAUUUCUUUUCAGAUGGCGUGCGUCUGAAAAAGUACAGAGGAAUGGGCUCCUUGGAUGCAAUGGAGAAAAAUAACAGUCAAAAACGCUACUUCAGUGAGGGGGACAAGGUGAAAGUUGCUCAAGGUGUUUCAGGAUCAGUACAAGACAAAGGCUCCAUCCAUAAGUUUGUUCCUUACCUCAUCGCUGGCAUCCAACACGGCUGUCAGGACAUUGGAGCCAAGAGUUUGUCUAUUUUGCGGUCGAUGAUGUACUCUGGAGAGCUGAAGUUUGAGAAAAGAACCAUGUCUGCUCAGAUGGAGGGAGGAGUCCACGGCCUCCACUCUUACGAAAAGCGGCUUUACUGAGGCGGGAGGGAGAGGGAACCCCCGAUCAGGACCCAGCGUCCCGGCACCAGCAGCUAUGAGCAGAUGCACCAGCCGCAUGUGAUCUUACCACACACAGAGAGCUGUCUUUGUAGGACAACAGCCACACCUUCUUAUUCUUGCCUGUCCCUUCUCUGACUCCCUUGAAGAUAGAUCAGGCACUUUAAUCGGAGUCUGAAGUUCAAAGGAGAGCCAAGGAGGUCAUGCGUAGUCGAGUCUGUUACGUGAACUCUCGGUCUUUCUCCAACUGUGUCCAGGGUGUAACAGGGAUAAUGUAAUUAACCAUUCUGCUGAUCCCUUUCAAUGAGAAAACAUGUCAUCGCCUACUUUUGGAAAAAGCUUAUCAUUGCUGUGUUGCACCCUGGUACAAAAUAGUGCACAACAUCCAAAACAUUAAUUAUUUAUUUUUACAAGAAAUCACUUUAUUCACAGAGUAAAAGACACGUAACAAAAUAAACAGCAGCAUCUUUCUGGCAUUUUUUUUUUAAAUGUUUAAAAAGAGGAAAGAAACAUGAAAGUUAAAUAGCUUUAAUUUAGCUCUCUGCUGAUAAUAAAAACAGAAUUCAGACACGUAUAUAACCUUGUAUUAUAUGUAUGGUCACAUUUUCUAGCCAGCAACCUUGUGUAUCAAGCUAACCGAGCCAGGAACUGUAAACACACAGCAUGGUACAAAUAGUAAAAUAAUAUUCUCAUUAUCUUCUUACUGCACUGAUUAGAUUUUGUUUAAAGGUGCAAUAUGUAAAAAUUGGCCACCUUGAAUUCAUCCCAACAGACAGGGGCAGCAUAUCACCAGAGCCCCUGCUAACUGAUCUAACUGAUGCUAACCAGAUUUUCUUUUUUUUUUUUUUUUUUAAACAUCCAUGACUGUAGCUACUGCUAGCUUGGUAGCUCAGUUUUCCGUGCAGCUAGCCGGAAGACCAAUGGAGUGUCAGUAUUUAUAAUGCAAGCACAGGAGCUUUGGACUGCUGGGACAAAGAGGUGUUCAGGUUUGGUUAGCAUGCUACCUUCAGUACAUAUCUCUUCAACAUAGCACAGAGACAUCUUUGACAUAAUGUCAAACCUGUGGUUUCUUCACAUUCUGAUGGUAAUCUGAGUUCAUUUUGGAAUGUUUUAAACACAUUUUCUUACACAUUGCACCUUUGAACAAAUUCAAUUUAAUUCCUCUGACGGGUGAAAAUUUUGCUUGAACAGGGUGGAUGACCUGCUCUGAUCGCCCUGCGUGUAAUGAGCUCUCUGAAUGUGCUGCACUGCUGCAGAAGGGACCAAAGUUUAGCAUCAGCCUUAAAUCACAUACAUACAUACAUUUGUAGCAAGGAGCGCCUUAAAGGAGCAAUCAUCUGCAAUCUCACUCUGGAUUUUCCUCUGUUCAAAAUACUGGAUAACAAGACAUGAGUGACACCGGUCCGAGUUUUAUAAAUACAUACAGCCCCGUGUUUAUAUUAAUGAUACAAAAUGAGUUUGAGUCACAUUGGCUUGACAUGUUGUGGUCUUCCAUAAUCUCAUUUUGCAAAAAGCAUUAUUAAUUACAUGGCUAUUAUCUGUACAUAAUACAUGUUUAAUAAAUAGUUGUUUUUUUAGACUCAGUAUUUAAAAGAAAUAAAUAAAUGGUCAAUGAAAUAGAGCUAUGGAGUCAGUGGAGUAGUGUAGUAACAAACCAAAUGCCCAAGAUAGAUGUCUUUCUUCAUAGAAUUGAUGUAAACUUGAUUUGCCAGUUUUUUGAAUGUGAUUGCUUAUUUUUUGUGGGAGAUACUCAAGGUUUCUGGUAUUAUGUUUAACUUGCAUCCAAUUAUAUGAGCUUUUGUGCUGGCUGACAGUUGUUCUUACUUGCUGGUGACAGAAAAUACAGAAAAUAAAUGUCUUGUUCUGUCACCGACCCUAAGGAAUUCAAAAUUAUAUUUAUUGUAAAUAGUGUUGAAUAAAGGUAAUUUUGACAAGCA